Molecule: messenger RNA, 597 nt
Organism: Humulus lupulus (European hop)
Lineage: Eukaryota; Viridiplantae; Streptophyta; Magnoliopsida; Rosales; Cannabaceae
Exons: 2
Coding region: 1-597 (198 amino acids)
Source: RefSeq, a predicted model, not a curated record
AUGGAAGUGGGGCGAGAUCACGAUGGACUUUGGAUGAGAUUACCAUUAACACCAUUAAAGCAUGAUACUGUCCGAUUGUUUGUCGAUCGUUUGACCAAAUCUGCUCAUUUCAUUCAAAUUAGGAAGGAUUGCAAGGUUUCUGAACUAGCUCGACUUCAUGUGGUUCAGUUUGAGGUUGGUGACUAUGUCUUCUUGAAAGUUACUCCCAUGCUUGGUGUGACGAGAUUUGGAGGGAAGGGUAAGCUAGCCCCGAGGUAUAUUGGACCUUUCGAGAUUAUCGAGAGGGAUGGGGAGGUCGAUUAUCAAUUGAACUUACCAGCGCGGUUGGGGCAUGUUCACAAUGUGUUCCAUGUGUCGAUGCUGAGGAAGUAUACUCCAGACCCAUCGCACAUCAUUGAGUAUGAGGCUAUCCCUCUUCAAGAGGACGUGACAUGUGAAGAACAACUUAUCAGAAUUUUAGCGAGAAAGUUAAAUGUGCUAAGGAAUAAAAAGAUUCCAGUAGUCAAGGGCUUAUGGCGAAACCAUAGAGAAGACGAGGCUACUUGGGAGUUAGAGUUGGAGUUGUAUGAGAAGUAUCCUCAUUUGUUUAAUUUUUAG